Molecule: messenger RNA, 2385 nt
Organism: Oreochromis aureus
Lineage: Eukaryota; Metazoa; Chordata; Actinopteri; Cichliformes; Cichlidae
Gene: mat2b
Product: methionine adenosyltransferase II, beta
Exons: 7
Coding region: 118-1128 (336 amino acids)
Biological process (GO): S-adenosylmethionine biosynthetic process
Cellular component (GO): methionine adenosyltransferase complex
Molecular function (GO): methionine adenosyltransferase regulator activity
Source: RefSeq, a predicted model, not a curated record
AAACAGCUGAUCAGACCGGAAGUGACCGAGACAGAAAGUGCGCAUCAGAAAAUCCGCGAGGCUCCGAGUGAUAGGUACUUGAUCAAUAACUGAUCCAGUGCACGUAUUCGAUCAGAGAUGAGCUACGCAGGCGCAGAACUAAGGAUUCUGUUCAGUCCGGGGCGCGUGCAGCUUGUUCAGGAGGAGUUGCUUGUGGGGGCACCACGGGUCCUGGUUACCGGGGCGACAGGCCUCCUGGGGCGAGCGGUGUGCCGAGAGUUUCACAGCGCUGGAUGGACCGUCAUCGGGACGGGAUAUAGGAGAGCCAGGCCCCGCCUUCUGCGCUGUGACCUCACAGACGAGGACGCCGUCAGAGGACUGCUGCACGAAUACAAGCCUGAUGUGAUCGUCCACUGUGCGGCCGAGAGGCGUCCAGAUGUUAUGGAGAGACACACGGAAGCAGCUGUUAAUCUGAACGUGCACGCCACGAGCACACUCGCCAAGGAGGCAGCCACCUGCGGGGCGCUCUUCCUCUACAUCAGCACCGACUACGUGUUUGACGGCAGGAAUCCUCCGUACGGAGAGGACGACAGUCCAAACCCACUCAACGUUUAUGGGCGGAGCAAACUGGAGGGGGAGAGGGAGACCCUGCGCCACUGUCCAGGUGCGGUGGUACUGCGGGUGCCUGUUCUGUUUGGGGAGGUGGAGUCGGUGACGGAGAGCGUGGUGACGUCGUUGUACCUGAAGGUUCAGGAGGCAUCGGAGGAGAGCUGCACGCUGGAUCACGUCUUGCAGAGAUUCCCCACUGACGCCCGAGAUGUCGCCGCCGUCUGCAGGAAGCUGUCUGAGAGAGCGCGACAGGACCUGUCCAUCAGAGGAAUCUUUCACUUCUCUGGGAAAGAGCAGAUGACCAAAUAUGAGAUGGCGGUCGCCAUCGCUCAGGCCUUCAACCUGCCGUCCAGCCACCUCAUACCUCUGACCGAGCAGCCGGCGGCGUCGGCUCUUCGUCCAAUCAACAGUCAGUUAAACUGUUCUCGUCUGGAGCUGCUGAACCUGAGCGUGGAACCACGACCUUUCACCUCCGCCAUUAUCGACUGUCUGUGGCCGUUCACGCCCGACAAACGCUGGAGACAGACAGUCUUCCACUGACACGGCUGGAUUAGCAGCGGGCCGGAUGUACAGAUUAUUUAGUCUUUGUGCCCCAAGUCCUGUCUGCAAGCUCUACACUGCUGAUAGUAUUACCAGGUUAUAGUCCUGUACCAGAUUAUACUCUGAAUAUUACCAGAUUAUACUCGGAAAAUUACCAGAUUAUACUCGGAAAAUUACCAGAUUAUACUCGGAAAAUUGCCAGAUUAUACUCGGAAUAUUACCAGAUUAUACUCGGAAAAUUACCAGAUUAUACUCUGAAUAUUACCAGAUUAUACUCUGAAUAUUACCAGAACACACUUGGAAUAUUACCAGAUUAUACUUGGAAAAUUACCAGAUUAUACUCGGAAAAUUACCAGAUUAUACUCGGAAUAUUACCAGAACACACUUGGAAUAUUACCAGAUUAUACUCGGAAUAUUACCAGAUUAUACUCGGAAAAUUACCAGAUUAUACUCUGAAUAUUACCAGAUUAUACUCUGAAUAUUACCAGAACACACUUGGAAUAUUACCAGAUUAUACUUGGAAAAUUACCAGAUUAUACUCUGAAUAUUACCAGAUUAUACUCGGAAAAUUACCAGAUUAUACUCGGAAUAUUACCAGAACACACUUGGAAUAUUACCAGAUUAUACUCGGAAUAUUACCAGAACACACUUGGAAUAUUACUAGAUUAUACUCGGAAUAUUACCAGAUUAUACUCUGAAUAUUACCAGAUUAUACUCUGAAUAUUACCAGAACACACUUGGAAUAUUACCAGAUUAUACUCGGAAAAUUACCAGAUUAUACUUGGAACAUUGCCAGAUUACAGUCAGAAUAAUGUUCAGGGUUGAGUCUUGUUAAUCCCUAAUUGUUCAUGUUUUGUGUCAGUGUUUGCGUGGCUUCACUUUAUAUCAGUGUGAACAAACUGAGUGUGCUCUGUAAAAUUCACGCUACACUUCAGUGUGUUCUGACAACAAAAUGUUACAUACUAUAUCACCACCUCCAAUCUUCAGUCUAAUCUGUACCUUAUUAGGUUAGUCUGGACUCUGUUAGUUUAAUCUGGACUUGUUUUGGGUUUUUUUUUUGCUCUAUGUAUGGGACCUGAAAAAAUACCUGUGAUUUUUAUGUUUGACGUUCAGGUUUAAUCAGGAAGUUUGAAGUGGAUCCCAGAUUAAAUCCGACUCCUGCUGAGGAAAAGCCUGCCAGCUGCAGGACUCACAGUGAAGUGUGUAUUUCUGCUGUAAACAACUGUCAGCUCAACAUUAAAUACGUGAAACUGUCAA